AUGUGCGAAGCCUGUAUGGCACAUUGGGCAGACGUCUCUGUGGCUCAGCACAUGACCAUAGUAGACGUGGACGAAGAGCCCGUUGCUUUCGAUCCAGUAUCAGGCCUGGAAGCCAAGUGUCCGAUGUGUCGAACUCAGACAACCGCGAACUUCAAUCCUGAAAUGGCACGGAGACUGGAAUCCACUUAUCCCAAGACAUGGGCAGAGUUGAAGCAGGAAACGGAAGAAGAUGGUGAGGGCGUGGGAGGUAUCCAGACAAUUACCGUCUACAUCGGUAAUCGACACAAUCUCGUGCGAUCAGAAAAGGACCACGAAGACGGCCGAUCGAAUCAACACGAAUGGGACUUUUUCGUGCGGGCCAGCCGAACAGACUUCAUCGAAGAGGUACAGAUACUGCUGCACCCAACCUUUCGCCCAAAUAAAGUGAUUCGCCAAAGAGCACCCUACGAAAUAUCACGCCUCGGUUGGGGUACAUUCACACUCACAGCCUACGUAGUUCUGAAAGCAGGUUACAGCUGGGUUUCUUCCGAAGCAGAAGACACGCCUGAUGGUGCACCCAAAGGAAUGCUUCCUCUUGAGUGGACCUUGGACUUUGAAGGCUAUGGCGGUAAAGGUAGUAUGGGGCGUACAAGACUGAAGGUCAAGAGCGAUCGAGAAUGGGAAGGCGUGGAUGGCGAGGGCGUCAGAGACGAUGCUGAGUGGCAAAGAACUGUGAGACAGUAUCAUAGAGAUGGAAGGUAUGAGAYUGAAGAGUAA
Messenger RNA from Ramularia collo-cygni, 756 nucleotides. RefSeq lists its product as uncharacterized. Gene Ontology annotation, biological process: regulation of DNA-templated transcription. Lineage: Eukaryota; Fungi; Ascomycota; Dothideomycetes; Mycosphaerellales; Mycosphaerellaceae. The record is from RefSeq and is a predicted model, not a curated record. The transcript has 5 exons. Bases 1 to 756 code for a protein of 251 amino acids.